Messenger RNA from Agelaius phoeniceus (red-winged blackbird), 2196 nucleotides. The record is from RefSeq and is a predicted model, not a curated record. NCBI's taxonomy places the organism in Eukaryota, Metazoa, Chordata, Aves, Passeriformes, Icteridae.
AUGACGGCUUCGCACAGUGACUCUUUGGUGGUGUUGUUUGGGGCAACAGCUGGUGCAUAUGGGGCUAAACUGGGUUCGGAUGAGAGGGAACUAAUUCUCUUGGUGUGGCAAGUUGUGGAUCUACAGAACAAGAAGGUAGGGACACUACACAAAUCCCUGGUGAAAGCAGACAACUUGGACUUAAGUGACCAGUGUCGCGAAGUCAGUGGCUUAACACCAGAGGGACUGGGCAAAGCUGAACCACUGGACCGGGUUCUUCAACAGUUUAGUCAGCUGGUAUCCAGUGAUUUGAAAGUACUUGGAAGGAGCUCUUACACACUCUGCAGUGAUGGCCAGUUACUCAUCCGACAAGUUCUCCACCCAGAAACAUCCAAGAAGAACUUCUUGUUGUCAGACUGCUUCUAUUCCUUUUAUGAUCUGCGCAAAGAAUUCCACACUUGCUACCCUAGUUCAGCCGCCGUGAAAGACCAGACUAUCAAGACCAUGGCAGAAUAUCUAGGCUUAGGGACAGAUGAAGCAGAGGAGGACUUUGGCGUGUGGCAAGUGAAGACCAUGGUGGCUAUCAUUUUCAGCAUGCUUUCAGAAGGUUGUAAUCACGUAUUUACUGAGCCUGAAACUGUGAAGCACAAGUAUGAAACAGGUCCUUGCAGUAAAUCUGAAACUGUGGACAGUGAGACAGUAAUACGUGCCAGAGGUUUGCCAUGGCAGUCUUCAGACCAGGACAUCGCUCGAUUUUUCAAAGGGCUCAACAUUGCCAAAGGUGGUGUGGCUCUUUGCCUGAAUUCCCAAGGAAGAAGAAAUGGGGAGGCUUUGGUUCGGUUUGUCAAUUCUGAACAGAGAGACCUUGCCCUGGAAAGGCACAAGCAUCACAUGGGUAGCAGAUACAUUGAGGUUUACAAAGCAACUGGGGAAGAAUUCUUAAAAAUUGCAGGAGGCACCUCCAAUGAAGUGGCCCAGUUCUUAUCCAAGGAGAAUCAAGUUAUCAUCAGGAUGAGAGGCCUUCCAUUCACUGCUACCCAGGAAGAUGUCUUGGGGUUCCUGGGGCCAGAGUGCCCAGUCACAGGAGGGAAAGAGGGACUUCUCUUUGUCAAGUACCCAGAUGGCAGGCCCACAGGAGAUGCAUUUGUGUUAUUUUCCUGUGAAGAAUAUGCACAGAAUGCACUUAAAAAGCACAAAGAAAUACUUGGAAAACGUUACAUUGAACUCUUCAGGAGCACAGCAGCAGAGGUCCAACAGGUACUUAAUAGAUACAUGUCAACACCUCUUAUUCCAACCCUUCCAACUCCCAUCAUUCCGGUCAUGCCCCCUCCGUACACCAUCGCCACGGGCAGCGUCCGCGACUGCGUGCGGCUCAGGGGCCUUCCCUACACUGCUGGCAUUGAUGACAUCUUGGAAUUUAUGGGAGAUGCCACAGGGGAUAUCAAGCCCCAUGGAGUUCACAUGGUCCUUAAUCAGCAGGGACGACCGUCAGGUGAUGCUUUUAUCCAGAUGAAAUCUGCUGACAAAGCCUUUAUGGUGGCUCAAAAAUGUCACAAAAAAAUGAUGAAGGACCGUUAUGUGGAAGUAUUCCAGUGUUCUGGAGAGGAGAUGAACUUUGUUUUAAUGGGUGGCACUUUAAAUCGUAGUGGCUUAUCCCCACCGCCAUGUAAGUUACCAUGUCUUUCUCCACCAGCUUAUGCUGCUUUCCAAACAGCAGCUGUGAUCCCAGCAGAGGCAGCAGCCCUUUACCAGCCACAAGCCCUCCUACCAUCCACCAGGACGCCCCAGGCCUCUGCAGCUGCUCCUCCAACUGUUACCUACUACCCAGCCCAGGCUGCUCAGCUCUACAUGAACUACACAGCUUACUAUCCCAGCCCUCCAGUAUCUCCUACCACGGUGGGGUACAUUGCAGCUCCCCCAGGAGCUGUGGCAGCUGCUGCCGCUGCUACUGCCACCCACACUCCCAUCCUGCCCCAGCCUGGAGCCUUGGUCCGGAUGCAGGGCUUGCCAUAUAACACAGGAAUGAAGGAGAUACUCAGUUUCUUCCAGGGGUACCAGCUCCAAGCAGAUUCCAUCCUCAUGCUUUACAACUUUAGUGGGCAGCCCAGUGGCGAGGCGUUGGUGACUUUUCCAAGCCUGGAUCUAGCUAAGCAAGCAGUGGCUGAGAGAAAUGGGCAGCUCCUGGGCAGCCGCUGUGUGCAACUGUACUUGGUCUAA